Messenger RNA from Staurois parvus, 583 nucleotides. NCBI's taxonomy places the organism in Eukaryota, Metazoa, Chordata, Amphibia, Anura, Ranidae. The record is from the annotation of a GenBank genome assembly.
AUGUGCCACUUUCAGGUCUCCUCACACUGCUGGUGGGUUUCCAUUUUGUCAUAGGGUGCUGGCAGAUUACGGGCCUCCCAUUGCUGCUGCCAGGCCCGUAAUCUGCCAUGGGCCCCUGUACCGCCUCCUCAUGCUGCUGCCAGGCCCGUAAUCUGCCAUGGGCCCCCGUACCGACUCCUCAUGCUGCUGCCAGGCCCAUAAUCUGUCAUGGGCCCCUGUACCGCCUCCUCAUGCUGCUGCCAGGUCCAGAGUGUGUCAUGGGUCCCUGUACGGCCUCCCAUUGCUGCUGUCUCCAUCGCCACACUCUGCCAUGUGCCACUUUCAGGUCUCCUCACACUGCUGGUGGGUUCCAUUUUGUCAUAGGGUGCUGUAUGGCCUCCCAUUGCUGCUGCCUCCACCGCCACACUGUGGCUCCACACACUCUGGUUUUGGCCCCGUGACUGCCCAAAUGAGUGAAGUGUGCGGUGAUUCUAAGAUCGACGGCACUCAUCUGCAUGUCAUACUGACUGACAGUAUUAUUUCUCUUCCCCAGCAGACUCCAAGGGCAUUUAAAUUAAAGGUACAGUGUUCUGCACUAAUAUAA